Molecule: messenger RNA, 3910 nt
Organism: Esox lucius (northern pike)
Lineage: Eukaryota; Metazoa; Chordata; Actinopteri; Esociformes; Esocidae
Product: WD repeat-containing protein 87
Exons: 8
Coding region: 19-3825 (1268 amino acids)
Molecular function (GO): protein binding
Source: RefSeq, a predicted model, not a curated record
UUCCAGUGGGGACACACCAUGACUUCGCAUCGGAUGGAGGUAUGGAGUGAGAGCCAGCGAGGGGAUCUAAGACGCGGCCAGAGCCUGGCCCUGGACAGCGGCUACUGGGUAGAGCACCUGGUCUCUGUACCCAGCCAACAAGUCUUUGUCGCGGCCUGCAAUGACCUCUCCCUGCGGGUGUUCUCAGACCAGAAGCAGGGCAUGGAGUUCCUGUACCGAGCCGACUGCUUGGGCUCUGUGGUCUGCACGUGCUACUGCAAGGAGACAGGCGAGCUGCUGACUGGCAGCAUGGGUCUCAUCACCUUCUGGGGCUUCUGGACCACUCCGCAGACCCACCUGGGCGUGGUCAGGAUCCUGGACUGGCGCUGCAGCUCCUUGGACAGGGACUCCACUGUUAGUGGCCUGGUGACGGAGAUGCAGACUGCCACCCUCUAUGCGCUCUGCAACCGCAGCAUCAGGACCUUUGACCUUGUGGGGAAAAAAGAGCACAGGUCUUUCAGUGGCCACGGUCAGGGUACCCUGCGCUGUGUGUCACCUGAUUGGGGGCAGAGGUAUAUCUUCACGGGGGACAUGACAGGAUUCGUUCAGGUGUGGAGCAGUGAUACCAGGAGCCUGCUCCGGGAGUUCAGGGCGCACACCGGCUCCGUGUCCGCCGUCCUGACGAGGCGCAGCACCCGCACACUGCUCUCAUCCUCCCCGGACGGCUGGGUAAAGGAGUGGAGCUCCAGCGGCGACCUGCUCCUCAAGCUCUUCCUGGACGAUUUGGGGGGGGUACGCAGCCUGUUGUCCCUGGGUGAGCGCCGCGUCCUGUGUCACUCCCCUUCAUCCUUCUCCGUCUGGGGUCUCCAGGACCUGUGCGUGCCGUUUAAUAACCCGGGCUGCGGGAUGCAGCUCCUGAGGCGGGUGGAGAGCGGUCCAGGCCGGGCGCAGAUCCUGGCUGUGUCGCAAGACGGUAUUGCUAGACUAAUCUGUCCCGCAAGCGGAGAGCUGCUGGCCUUCUCUUGGCCCUUCCUCAUCUUGGACCAGGCCAUUGGGUUUGCCUUUAACCCCGGCCGAAAGGAGUUGUUUGUGGCCAGUGGUCGUCCAGAGGUCCUGGUGCUGGACACAGCUUUGUGCCCUUGCCCAGCCAAGCAGAUAAUCCAGACCGCAAAGGACCAGAACGUGGAUGACAGUGUACUGUGCCUGGAGGCUGUGAUGGUGGGUGGGGCCAGCCCACAACUCUGCCUUGUAUUCAGUGGCCUCAGCAACGGGAAGCUCCAGCUGCUCUCGCCCAACCGGCUGCACUGCCCGGCCAGGAAGGCCCACGAUGGGGCUGUUUUAGGGAUGAGCAGCCUGUCCGGGCCCAGGACCCAGCUCUGCUGUUAUGGCUCAGACAAGCAGCUCAGUGUAUGGGAAGUGGAGGUGGGGGAAGCUCAUGUAGAGGUUGUACCUCUGGCCAGGGUGUGUUGCUCCUCGGGCCUGGUUCUUUUCCGACUCCUCUCUGGCCUGGUGUUUGCGGUGUCCCCCGACUAUAGUCUUUUAUUCUUCUCCCUGCCUGACGGGGCUUGUUUUAGAACGAAUAGAAACCCCCCGACCUCAAUCUCUUGCAUAGAUUGCAAUGCCACUCUAGGGUUGGUGGUGGUGUCUGGCCCGGGAGGCACGGUGGAGUUGUGGGAGACCCGAGGCGUGCAGCUGGCUGAAAUACGCCUAGGCAGGGCGGUCAGCCAGGUUUGCUUCGCUAACGCCCGCGGGGACCUGAUGGUCUGCUUUGGAAGCCAAAUUUACAUUAUCUCCGGCCUUCGCUUCCUGCCGGCCAGGCUGCUUCAGCGGAUACUGGACCUGGCUCCUCCAGAUGACAUCCUGCAGGAUCCCCUCCCAUUUCGACCACACUCCCAGAGUUGCUAUGAUAUUUCCAACAUUCCCCAGCAGUUCCUGAAGCCUGGGCUGGCCACGCCAGGGCUGACGGAGGCUCCGGUGGCAGUUGAAGACUUGACGCUAGACAGUGAUAACGUAUUGGUAAUGCUUGACAAGGAGCCGAGGAAGAAGUCUCUGCUGAAUACGGCACCAGCUCCACACAGCGUAAAGCGAGAUCAGCUAGUGGUGGACGCAGAAGUGAAUCUAGAGGAGGAGCCAAUGGAAGGGGCGAGAUACUGUCAAACUGUCAAGUGUCAAACAUCAGUCGAGCCUCCCCGUCUGAACGCACUUGUGAACUGGCCUGUGGCUCCGGAUGGCUUCCUCCCCAACUCCAUACUCCGUAACUGGAAGCCUGGGCAGGAGCCACCAGAAGCCAUAUUGCCAAACGUGGCCAAAGCCCUUCUCAGAACGUUUUGCCAGUCAGAGGAGGAGCUCUCACAAGUGUCCUUAAUUCUCGAUAAGGCCAAAGAAGCGCGACUCAACAAACCCAUUGCCAUGCCUAAGCUGUUUGACACCCCACCCGAAGAAGAGGAAAAUAUUUCUGGCAAAGGCAAUGAGGUUCUUAAGAGUAUCGCCGAGAGUCUAUGGCUGGUCUACAGACCUGAUGUGGAUUUGGCUGAGGUUGUAAAAGCCUUAAUGUUGUCCAUGGAGAGUACAGACAGUGACGUCUAUCUGAACUGCACCGAAGCCCUGUUGGUCCUGUUCCAGACCUACGACAUUCCUCCAGCAGUCAUGAGAAAUGUUAAUGUCUGUCUCCUGAAACAUAUCCAAAAAGGGAACCCCUGUGGGAAACGCUUGGGAGGCAUGAAGAUCCUCAAUCAGCUUGGUCUCCUCCAGGACAAAGACCUGCACUUGCUGGUGGAAGUCAUCCUAGACCCAGCGAUGGAACUUCGGAAGACGGUCAAGUACCUCCUGAGUCAUGUCUACGGCAUAGAGAACAAGACCACCCUGCUGAGUAGAAUUCAGGCCAGUGAAGACCCUCCCAAGAAGCUCCUUAACCAGCUGGAUGAAAAUUUGUCUGAGGAUCUGGAGUUGAAUAGCUCAAAAGAUGCAUCCACAGUACAAAGAAGGCCAAGGCCAAGGAGGGGCUCUGGGCCCUACUUGGAGUUCACAGGCAGUGUCAAAGACAUUUCAAUACCUAAGCAAGAUCAGAUGUCGGCUCCUGACAUCCCUCUUAUGAGGUCCCUCAGGCAUCCCAAAGAAUCCCCUAUCUCGAAAGAGGAGCUGGGCCCUGUCCACCCACACAACAAUUUCAAGCUUCACCGCCGCUUACCAAACCCAUUCCAGAGACUUUCUCUGUCCAUAGUCACACAGGACAGCUUCAAGGAGCUCUCUGAGGACACACAAGUGCAGGUCUAUGACCCCACCCUCAUGGAUCUCUACAAGAAAUCCAAGGCUUGCAAGCAGUCUUGCAGCCAACUACCCACCAUCAAAGCCCCCAUGGUCUCUGGGGUCAGCUCUGUAGAGGUGGGCAGGCAGGCCAGUCUGGUGCAGCUUCCAGCUGGUCCCCAAUGCUUCAGGCUGGAGCCUGUCAAGGGUAUGGGGGACUUCGACUGGAAGGAGAGCCUUAACAAGCUUGUAACCAUACACGGCUUCCGCUCCCCAGGGACUAUUAGGCAGGCUCCUCUUGGCCCACUGGCUGUCCAGUGCUUCCCCCGCACCCUGCCCCCUCUUCAGGCCAGGCCGACCAGAAACCUGUCCCCGGGCCAGAGGGUGGUGGGGAAGAUCCAGUUCAGGGAGCUGUCGUUGGAGAGGCGCCCCUGCCUAUUCCACCAUGUGCUGCCUUUGCCCUGGCAGCUCAACUGCCACACCCUGGAUCCGUCAGGAGCCUGUUGUUACGGGAGGCUGGAAGAGGACUGGGUGAGGGAGCCCAUGGUGCCCCAGAGACAAAAUGUGAAGGAACUGUCUCUGCCACCGAUUACACCCUCCUAAUCACCAGGGGGCAGUGUGGGGCUAAUAUACAUACUCUCGGUAUGUCUGCUUGAUAAAUUUCCUAAAUGUUGUAGAAUUGAAAGGC